This is a messenger RNA of Fraxinus pennsylvanica, 1041 nucleotides long. The record is from the annotation of a GenBank genome assembly. NCBI's taxonomy places the organism in Eukaryota, Viridiplantae, Streptophyta, Magnoliopsida, Lamiales, Oleaceae.
AUGGAGAGAGAAGGGUAUUUAGUUUUCUCUCUUCUUGUGUUUGUGGGGGCGUUGAGCUUGCAUAUGAGUCGUACCGAGGCGGCGAUAGGGCUGCCACCGGACGCGAAAUUUCUGAGACGGCAGUACUACAAGAAGCUAAAUACGUGUGAAAAUGCGGAGGCGUUUGUGAAGCACCAAGUGCAGGUGUACUGGAGUAAGGAUCGCAGCAUCACUGCUAAGCUGGUCAAGUUGCUAUAUGCAGAUUGCAUGGUUAAUGGUUGUGAUGCAUCAAUUCUACUAGAUGGCCCAAACACAGAGAAAACAGCCCCUCAGAAUGCAGGUCUAGGAGCAUUUAUGAUCAUCGACAAAAUCAAAACUGUCCUCGAAGAUCGAUGCCCAGGCAUUGUCUCUUGUUCAGACAUUCUUAACCUUGCCGCCCGGGAUGCUCUUCAUCUUGCAGGUGCACCAUCAUAUCCAGUGUUAUUGGGGAGAAGGGAUGGGUUUGAAUCAAAAGCUGCAUGGGUGGAUCUUCCAUCACCCUCAAUUUCUUGGGAAGCUGGAUUGGCAUAUUUCCAAUCCAAAGGUUUAGAUGUGCAAGAUUUUGCAACCCUCCUAGGAGCACAUACAAUGGGAAGAACUCAUUGCAACUACAUCAGGGAUAGGCUGUACAAUUUCAACAACACAGGCAAACCAGACCCUACAAUGGACACGUCCUUGCUAGAUAAACUGAGACAGCAAUGCCCACAAAAAAUGACCAAGAUCCAAGAGCAGAAUCAAACGGUUUACUUGACACCAAAAUAUGGCCCAAAUUACAGAUUCACCUCUGCCUAUUUCAACAAUGUACUUUUACACCAAUCUGUACUUGGAGUUGAUCAACAGCUAUUGUUCAAUUACGACACGAACCAGUUGACACUCGAGUACGCAGGCAGCAACGAGCAAUUUCGCAAGGGAUUUUCUCUGUCAAUAAGCAGGAUGGGAUCUCUCAAAGUUUUUACAGGGAACAAGGGGGAAAUACGUCAAAACUGCCAUUUUACGAACAAGAAUAACCCACACAUUAAAUAG